GCUGGCUUCGGAUACUGAAAAUGCAGUGGCUAGUAAUUGGCAUUUCGGGUGUUACAUGUGGCGGCAAAACUACACUUGCUCGUAGUUUACGUGAUUACUUUACAAGUCAACGUAAUUCGCCGCUCUGGAAUACUUCAUUUAUUAUUAAUGAUGUACAAUUGAUAUCGCAAGACGAUUACUUUCUACCAGUUGACGAUUUACGGCAUAAAUGGGUAGAGAAGUUAAAUGUUAUCAAUUUUGAAUUGCUCUCGUCAUUGGACAUGAAGCAGAUGCUCUCAGACAUUACUUGGACAAUGAAGGGACGUUACUUGGCUGGCGAUCCUGUGGAAAAUAUUAAUAACGUUACUGAUAUAUCGGCGCAAAAUUGUGCUGGCAGCAGUAAUUUGGAUCGUUAUACUACGCAGUCGAAGCCGUCCUAUCACAAUAACUAUGGCGCCGGCCAACACAGUCAGCAUGUUUGUAAAAUGUUACUAAAUCAUAAACUACCGCAUCACUAUCAUACGAUUAACAACUCUCAAGCGGCACACAUAAUGCGCAUUAACUCUCAACUGCCUGGGCAAUUGGGAGAUACCAGAAUCAAUAUUUUAUUGAUUGAAGGAUUCAUCAUUUUCAAUCAACCCGAGCUCUUAACGUUAUGUAAUGUUAAAUUCCAUUUUCAUUUGCCAUACGAAAAAUGUUUCGAACGUCGACGCAAACGAACCUACGAUCCGCCCGACGUUACUGGCUACUUUGAAAUUUGCGUAUGGCCGCAUUAUGAGAAGAGCUUUACUGAGUUCAGGGAUCGAAAAGAUAUAAUCAUUCUGAAUGGUGAAGUUGAUAAGGACAAAAUUUUCAAAUAUGCCUUACGACGCAUAUUCCAAUACGUCGAAGAGCGCUGCGACGGCGCUUGCCCGCCGCCCCAUAAACUCUUGGGCAUUCCUAGUUUUAACAGUAAUGGCAAUGUGACAGCUAUGAAGACAACAUGCCCCAUGGAGCAGCAAUAAAUAAAGUGUACAACACGUACUUGAAAAUUAAUUAUUAAUUAAUAACUAAAAUUCGAAAAGCACCUGCUGUAUAUAAAUACGUUUACAUGUACAAUAACAAUAGAAUUGCUUUAUAUUUAUUUUCUUAGAUAUAAGCCAGAUUCCAGAAGCUAAUAAACUUUUUAAAAAAAACGAAAAU
Messenger RNA from Glossina fuscipes, 1161 nucleotides. RefSeq names its product nicotinamide riboside kinase 1. The transcript has a single exon. NCBI's taxonomy places the organism in Eukaryota, Metazoa, Arthropoda, Insecta, Diptera, Glossinidae. Gene Ontology annotation, cellular component: cytoplasm. Bases 21 to 983 code for a protein of 320 amino acids. The record is from RefSeq and is a predicted model, not a curated record.